AUAUCCAUUGGCUGCAUCAACAUCACCUCCACGAGAAUUAAAAAAUUCAUCAACAAGUUCAACAUCUGUUAUUAACAAAAUAUCAUCACCUAAACAAUUUGUUGAUUUAACAAAAUCAGCUAGUUCUGAAGCAAUUAAUAAUGCUAAACAACGUGCAAUUGAUAUACUUAAACAACGUCUUGCUCAAAAACAGAUUACACCAAUUAAAGGUCAAUCAUUAGUAUCUGCUGAUGAAUCAUCAUCAUCAUCUUCUUCUUCUCCGAAACGAUCAAAUAUUGAAUCUGAUAUAAAUCAUUCAUCAAAACGUUUGAAAAUAUCCGAUAAUAAUAAUAAUAAUACUGAUACAAUUGAUCAAAAACAUUUUAUUGAUAUAAUGAAUAUGAAAUCAUCUCAUUCUGAUUUAUAUAAUCAAAUGACACUUGAUGAAAUAUUUGAACGUUAUAAAAAAAAAGAAAAUAUUGAAGAAAAACUUCUUCAAAUAAUGGAACGUGAUAUAAAAGUUAUUAUUUGCCGACAAUGUCAUUAUACAUCAUAUAAACAAUCAAUAUUAUGUAAACAAAAACAACAUUAUGUUAAAAUAUGUGAAAUAAAACAAAAAUUUUUUGAAUGUAUUCAAUGUCAUAAACGUAUUUUUACAUGGUCACAAUAUCCAAUAGAAAAUUGUAUGAAUUGUCAUAGUUUAAAAGGUUUUCGUCGUACACCUUUAAUACGUGAACGUUAUGAAACAAAAUUUGAAGAUGAAAUAUUAUUAUUACGUGGUGAAGAAGAAAAAUUUCUUAAUUCGUUUGUUAGUUAUAAAAAAUUACCUAAUAUUAUCGAUUAA
Molecule: messenger RNA, 823 nt
Organism: Rotaria sp. Silwood1
Lineage: Eukaryota; Metazoa; Rotifera; Eurotatoria; Philodinida; Philodinidae
Source: the annotation of a GenBank genome assembly